Molecule: messenger RNA, 4221 nt
Organism: Syngnathoides biaculeatus (alligator pipefish)
Lineage: Eukaryota; Metazoa; Chordata; Actinopteri; Syngnathiformes; Syngnathidae
Gene: asap1b
Product: ArfGAP with SH3 domain, ankyrin repeat and PH domain 1b
Exons: 28
Coding region: 698-4090 (1130 amino acids)
Biological process (GO): positive regulation of GTPase activity
Cellular component (GO): cytoplasm
Molecular function (GO): GTPase activator activity; protein binding
Source: RefSeq, a predicted model, not a curated record
GCUAGCUUAGCGCUCACCCCGCACCGCCUCCUCCUCUUCUUCCUCCUCCUCCUCCUCAGAGGAGAGCAGCUUGGUCAGAGUGACGGCGUCGGAUGAUUCUGCGGCACGAAAACCUUUAUAAAAGCAUCCCCCCCCCCAAAAAAAAAGCAAAACACUUCCGAAAAAAAGCAGCGGAGGGAAGCAGCUCGGAAGCCCGCUGCACUCGGGGGAUGACAUCCGCGCGCCAUGGACUACAAUAGCGAGGAGGCUUAGCGCGAACGGAGGACGGUCGGCGGACGAUUCGAGCAAAACUGGGCUCGGGUUUUUUUUUUUUUUUUUUUUUUUUUUUGGUGGAACAUCUGUAGAGCAUAAUGUGGCCGUCGGCUGUCGUCCCUCCGAGGUCGAGUUAAGACGCGCUAUUUUACAGCUUUCCACGCUCCCACUUUCUCGGCUAAAAAAAAAAUCGAGCUAAUUCUUCACCUCCCGGGGAGCAUUGAAGUCAUCUGCGAGGGGGGGAAACGAGACUUAAUCGUCUCCGUAGCGACGAGGAAAAUCCGCUUUCUCACCCCCCCCACCCCCCUUCUCUGUCGGACUCGCCCUGCUUUUCUCCCCCCACCCGGACACCCCCCCACCCCUCGCUCCACGACCCGCGUUUUACAUGCUGUGUUCCCCCUGAAGUUCUCGCUCCUCAAAUUCCCCACCACCCCGACCGCCGAGGAUGCCGGAUCAGAUAUCUGUGUCCGAGUUCCUCUCGGAGACCACCGAGGAUUACAAUUCGCCCACCACGUCCAGCUUCACCACCCGGCUGCAGAGCUGCAGGAACACCGUCAACGUUCUAGAAGAGGCGUUAGACCAGGACCGCACUUCCCUGCAGAAGGUGAAGAAAUCCGUCAAGGCCAUCUACAAUUCAGGACAAGACCAUGUCCAAAAUGAAGAAAACUACGCCCAGGCUUUGGACAAAUUCGGCAGCAACUUCAUCAGCCGGGACAAUCCGGACCUUGGCACGGCUUUUGUCAAAUUCUCCUCGCUCACCAAGGAGCUGUCGGCACUCCUGAAGAACCUGCUCCAGAGCCUGAGCCACAACGUGAUCUUCACCCUGGACUCGCUGCUCAAGGGAGACUUGAAGGGCGUGAAAGGGGACAUAAAGAAGCCCUUUGACAAGGCGUGGAAGGACUACGAGGCCAAGUUCACCAAAAUCGAGAAGGAGAAACGGGAGCACGCCAAGCAGCACGGGAUGAUCCGCACUGAGAUCACCGGGGCCGAGAUCGCUGAGGAGAUGGAAAAGGAGCGUCGUCUCUUCCAGCUCCAGAUGUGCGAGUACCUCAUCAAAGUGAACGAGAUCAAGACCAAAAAAGGGGUGGACCUCCUCCAGAACCUGAUUAAGUACUACCACGCGCAGUGCAAUUUCUUCCAGGACGGCUUGAAGACGGCGGACAAGCUGAAGCAGUACAUCGAGAAGCUGGCGGCCGACCUCUAUAAUAUCAAACAAACCCAGGAUGAGGAGAAGAAGCAGCUGACCGCCUUGCGUGACCUCAUCAAGUCCUCCCUCCAGCUGGACCAGAAGGAGGACUCGCAGAGUAAGCAAGGCGGCUACAGCAUGCACCAGCUUCAGGGCAACAAGGAGUUCGGCAGCGAGAAGAAAGGCUACCUGCUGAAGAAAAGCGACGGGCUGAGGAAGGUGUGGCAGCGACGGCAGUGCUCGGUGAAGGGGGGCAUCCUCACCAUCUCCCACGCCACAUCCAACAGGCAGCCGGUGAAGCUCAACCUCCUGACCUGCCAGGUCAAACCCAGCGCCGAGGACCGGAAGUGUUUCGAUCUCAUCUCCCAUAACCGGACGUACCAUUUCCAAGCCGAGGAUGAGCAGGAGUUUGUCAUCUGGAUCUCCGUGCUGACCAACAGCAAAGAGGAAGCCCUGAACAUGGCGUUCCGCGGCGAGCAGACCAGCGCCGGCGAGGACGGCCUGGAGGACCUGACCAAAGCCAUCAUCGAGGACGUGCUGCGCAUGCCGGGCAACGAGCUGUGCUGCGACUGCGGUGCGGCAGAUCCAAAAUGGCUGUCCACCAACCUGGGCAUCCUGACCUGCAUCGAGUGCUCCGGCAUCCACCGCGAGAUGGGGGUGCACAUCUCCCGCAUCCAGUCCAUGGAGCUCGACAAACUGGGGACGUCAGAACUCUUGCUGGCCAAGAACGUCGGGAACAGUAGUUUCAAUGAGAUCAUGGAGGGCAACCUGCCUUCCCCUUCACCCAAGCCCACCCCGUCCAGCGACAUGACGGUGAGGAAGGAGUUCAUCAACGCCAAGUACGUGGACCACAAGUACGCCAGGAAGACGUGCUCGUCGGCGGCGGCCAAGAUGAUCGAGCUGUACGAGGCGGUGCAGUCCCGGGACCUGCUGGCCCUCAUCCAGGUCUACGCCGAGGGGGUGGAGCUCAUGGAGCCGCUGCCCGAGGCGGGGCCGGAGGCGGGAGAGACGGCGCUGCACUACUCGGUCCGGACCGCCGACCAGACCUCGCUCCACCUGGUGGACUUCCUGGUGCAAAACAGCGGUAAUCUGGACAAGCAGACGGAGUGGGGCAACACGGCGCUGCAUUACUGCUGCAUGUACGAGAAGCCCGAGUGCCUCAAGUUGCUCCUCAGGGGGAAACCGGCCACCGACAUCACCAAUCAGAACGGGGAGACGGCGCUGGAAGUUGCCAGGCGACUGAGGAACGCUCCGUGCGAGGAGGCGUUGGUGCAGGCCGCCGAGGGCAAAUUCAACCCCCACAUCCACGUGGAGUACGAGUGGAGCCUCCGACUGGAGGAGAUGGACGAGAGCGACGACGACCUGGACGACAAGCCGAGCCCCAUCAAGAAAGACCGCUCGCCGCGCCCGCAGAGCUUCUGCCACUCGUCCAGCCUGUCGCCGCACGACAAGCUCUCGCUGCCGGGCUUCAUCAGCCAGCGCGACAAGCAGCAGCGUCUGUCCUACAGCGCCUUCACCAACCAGAUGUACAGCGCCUCCACCGACCUGUCGUCCUCGCCCGUGGCCGACGGCCCGCCGCUGCCGCCCAGGAACCAGGGAAAAGCUCCUCCGCCCCCGUGCAGCCCCACCUCUCCACUCACGGCGGGAGGCAGCGCCACCCUGUCCAAGAAGAGGCCGCCGCCCCCGCCGCCCGGCCACAAACGAACCCUGUCCGACCCGCCCGGCCCGCUCUGCCACGGCAGGGGGGGCGUGUCCGGCGGGGGUGAGACGCAAGCACACGGAAGCGACUCCACGCCCCCUCCCGUCAACAAGAUGUCGCCCGUCUCCAACAAGUUCGAAGGCAUUCCUCAGCAGCAAAGUACGACUUCAAGCAACACAAAGUCCACACUUGGUCCAAGGGUUCUUCCCAAACUACCUCAGAAAGUGGCGCUGCGCAAGAUCGACACCAUCCACCACCCCUCCGUGGACAAAACCAGCCUCCCGCCAGAGGUCUUCCAGAAGUCCCCGCCGGGCACGGACGCCCCGCAGAAGGGGCCGGCCCCGGAGAGGCCCCAGCCGGGCGAGCUGCCGCCCAAGCCGCAGCCGUCCGAGCUGCCGCCCAAGCCCGGGGAACUCCCGCCCAAGCCGCAGCUCUCGGACCUCCCGCCCAAACCGCAGCUGGGCGACCUCCCGCCCAAGCCGCAACUCAAAGACCUGCCGCCCAAGCCCCACCUGGCCGACAUGCCGCCCAAGCCGGGGGCGGGGGAGGCGGCCCCGCGGCCGCCGGGGGACGCGCUCGCCAGGCCUCAGACGCAGCCGCCCCCGCCCCCGCCGCAGCCGCAACCUCCGGACUCGCCGUCGCCCAGUCAGCCGGCCCCGCCGCCGCCGCUGCAGCAGCAGACCGCCGAGGACGCCAACGGGACGCCGUCCGGGACCUCGGAGACCCCCGUGCCCCUCCCAAGGAAGAUCAAUGCGGGCAAGAGCAAGGCCCGGCGCGUGAAGACCAUCUACGACUGCCAGGCCGACAACGACGACGAGCUGACGUUCGUGGAGGGCGAGGUGAUCGUGGUGACGGGCGAGGAAGACCAGGAGUGGUGGAUCGGUCACAUCGAGGGCGAGCCGGAGCGGAAGGGCGUCUUCCCCAUGUCCUUCGUGCACAUCCUCAGCGACUGACGGCUCGCCGGGAGCAAACCUUUGCACUACGCCUCCGUGUACAUAAGCGACGACGGAAGAAGCCGCUCAAAGUAAAAAAAAAAAAAAAAAAUGGGGAAAGGCUCAUCCGUGCUGUACAAAGUGUGCGUACC